CUCUACUGUUCAAUAAGAUACUACUGUUGGUCAAUAGUUACUGGUUUUCGAUUGUGAACUAAUUGGUAUAAAAAGAUUUAUGGUUUUGAUCAUUGUGAAAUAAUUUACAUUACUAUAGUGAUAAAUUCUAUUUCCAAUUUUUAUAAUUGUCAUCUUUAUAGCCUACUCUACGAAAAACGUUUUUGGAUUUAUGCUUACAUUUAACUACUGUAUUAUGUUGUCGUAUGACACCAUUACAGAAAGCAUCAGUUGUACAACUUGUACGUUCAGGUUUAUCAGAAUUUGGUACACCUCCGAUUACAGCUGCAAUAGGUGAUGGUGGUAAUGAUGUUGCAAUGUUAUUACAAGCUAAUAUUGGAAUUGGUAUACAUGGUAAAGAAGGAAAAGAAGCUGUGCGGGCUUCGGAUUAUGCCAUUCCACAGUUUAAACAUCUACAACGUCUUCUUUUAGUUCAUGGACAUCGAGCUAAUUAUCGAAUAUGUUUAACAAUGGAUUUAUUCUAUUAUAAAUGUGUUGCAUUUGUAACAACACAAUUACUUUAUACAUUUUAUAGUGGUUUCUCAGCUGUAGCAACAUUUGAAACUGUUUUAUUUUCAAUUUACAAUUUAACUGUAACAUCGUUAAUGUGUUUACUUUUUGGCUUGUUUGAACGUCAUUUACCUGAUGAUAUAUUAAAUGCGAAUCCAUAUCUUUAUAGAAAGCUUAAACAUCAAGCAAACUUGAGAUCAUGGUAUGUUUGUCUAUGGAUAUUAGAUGGAAUAUGGCAUGGUACUAUAAUAUUUUAUGGUACUACUUAUUUUCUUACUGGUGGAAAUCAUUUCUCCGAAAGUACAUUUUAUGAUUCACAUGGAAAUAUACAACAAUUAUUUGAUAUGAGUCUUUAUGGAUGUGCAACUUAUUUGUUUGUAUGGUUUUCAGUAAGUCUACGUAUUUUCAUUGCAUCACGCGAUUACACUAUUAUAAUAUUUGGAGGAAUUCUAUUUACUUUGAUUGGGAAUAUAGCAAUAUUAAUUGCAUUACAAGGUACAACAACACUUGACAACAUCAAUUUUCGCAGUUAUACGAAAUUAUGCCGAAGUCCAACAUUCUGGUUUGCUCUACCGCUUAUCUUAUGUGUAGCUAAUUUUCCAUCUUUAUUGUGGAGAAUCAUCUCGGACGCAUGGUGGAAUCUACAAAUUUACUUAAGUAGUAUACCUCAUAAGCAGAUUCGUCGAAAAUAUCGUCGAUCACCAAUGAUCUGGUUUUUGGCAUUAACGACUAAUUACCUGACUGAUUCAUAUGAUAUAUUUCAUCGAAAUGAAAUUAAACAAGAUAAUUCAUAACUUAGGCGAAGCGAAUAGUUCCACAAUACUAUCAGCCGAUGUAUACAAUAAUCAAUCAUCAAAUUAACAAUGAGUGUAAAUAAUAGAAAUUGUAAUGAUCAAUGAUGUAAAUUAUACAUAAAGGUUUACCAGUGCUUUCUCUUUAGUGUUCCAAUCAUAUUUUUUUUUCUUUUAAACGUUUUUUUUUAAACGAAACAAACAAUUUAUCCACAUUAUUUUGUUUUUCUAAAAAAAGCCAAUAUCUAGGUUUAUUCUAAAAUAACAAGUUUUUUUGCAAUGAAUUUACUUUUAUGUACUUCUUCAAGGUACUUAUUGUACUUGAACAUUGUUCCAUAUCAUUUAUUAUACUGAUAUGUAAGUGCUUAACAUGGUUUCUUUUCUUUUAAUCUCCGGUAUUGUAUACUAUUCUAGAAGAAUAUUCUCUGUGAAUUAUUCUUCUAUUGUAUCUUUUACUGUCUUCUUCUUACAUAACAAGCAAUGGGUUUUUUAAUCUAUAAAUUGGUGUUUAUUUGACUACCUUUUAUUGAAGAUGUUAAGUGAACCUCACUAUUAAUAUUUCUAUUUUGUGAAGAUUUACGUGUUUUUAUAUGAUUAUUUUUUAUAUGUAUGCAAUGUACUUGAAUAUUGGUGUUUUAUUUCUGGACAAUAGAGUUUAAUUAAAAUAACCAACCAAUAAAAGUAAUUGGGACUUCCGUAAGAUACGUUUG
Schistosoma mattheei is the source of this 2029-nucleotide messenger RNA. The record is from the annotation of a GenBank genome assembly. NCBI's taxonomy places the organism in Eukaryota, Metazoa, Platyhelminthes, Trematoda, Strigeidida, Schistosomatidae.